AGGAGGGAACACCAACGGUCCACAACAAGCCUUGGCUCCAAAGUCCAGACAAAACCAACAAAGCCAAUCUGGACUCGGACAGUUUACAUACGGCAGUGUCGACGUGUUUGGUGUCCGUCCGUGAACUUUGUUCUGGUCAGAAUAAAAAUGGCCACCGCAAGCAGACGCACAACUCCUCUCUUCUUCCUCGGAUUUCUCGUAGCUUCAAUCCCGGCAUGCAAAGGCAUGUUUCUGGGGAGACCUGAAGCCAGCACGUUCCUCCAUCGGACCCGUCGAGCCAACUUCCUAUUCGAGGAGCUGAAACAAGGAAACUUGGAGCGCGAAUGUCUGGAGGAGAAAUGCUCCUACGAGGAGGCCAAGGAGAUCUUCGCUCUGCCGCAGCAGCUAGAGGUGUUCUGGAGGACGUACACAGCCGUGGAUCACUGCCUGUCCUCUCCCUGUAAGAACGCCGGAACCUGCACUCGCCAGAUCAACACCUUCGUGUGCAAAUGUCCGUCUGGAUUCCACGGAUCCACCUGUGACAAAGUGCGCGUCACGUCCGUGGGAUGUCGCUACAGAAACGGAGGAUGUGAACAUUUCUGCCGAGAUCUUCCUGAGCGGAUGCACACUUGCUUCUGCGCUACGGGAUACAGCUUGGAUCAGGACAACAGCACGUGUAUCCCACAAGAUACCGUCCCCUGUGGAAGACCAAUCACUCACUUUGGGCCCAGGGUGGUCAACGGGCAGAUCUGUCCCAAAGGACAAUGUCCCUGGCAGGCUCUCCUGACUGAGAACCACGAGUAUUCAUGCGGCGCCAUCGUCCUGUCAAGUCACUGGAUCCUUACUGCCGCCCAUUGUGUUUGGAGAAAACCAAGCAACAUCUUCCAUGUCAUCGUGGGGGAACACGACCUGGAGGAAGACGAGAAGACGGAGCAAAAGCGCCGAGUGUCCAAAGUCCUGAUCCACCGCGGCUACAACCAUUCCAGCUACGACAGCGAUCUGGCAAUGCUGAAGCUCCACCGUCCCAUCAAACUGGGACUCUAUGUUGUUCCCAUUUGUCUCGCUGCCAAGAACAGCUCCUUCAGCCGCAUGUUGGCCACCGUCCGUCACAACACCGUGUCAGGGUGGGGUCGCCUGGCGCAGCAUGGCUCCACCGCCAGAUUCCUCCAGCGCCUGGCGCUACCGCGGGUCCCGCUGCAGGAAUGCCGCCUGCACACCAAACUCAACAUCACCCGGAACAUGCUUUGUGCCGGCCUACAAAAUGGCGGCCAAGACGCAUGCAAGGGCGAUAGCGGCGGCCCUCUGGUGACGCGCUACAGGAAAACCUGGUUUCUGACCGGUGUGGUGAGCUGGGGCAAGGGGUGCGCUGAGAGGAACCGGUAUGGUGUCUACACCAGAGUCAGCAACUUCCUGGACUGGAUCCAACAUACCAUGUCCAGAGGGUGAAGGCCGCCCUGGAAAUGGCAAAUCCACCACAUGAUUGGUUUCACUUCUGGAGGUGGUUUUUCUUCAGUUAAUAAAACCAAAGAUGAUUCUCUGGCCAUUGUCAUAUGAACCACGUAUGGCGUAGACCCUGAUGAACCAUGAUGGAGGACUGCACUUAUCGUCAAGGUACUACUACAGUACCACAUUAAUACAUGCAUAGAUUUGAAAGCACCACCCUCAGUUCCAUUUCUAUGUUACAACGAUCUAUUUCAUGUACAAUAUCGUGCUAGAAGUUAGGGAACUUACAUAUUAAAGUGCUAAUCCAGAAUAAACACCUUUAUUAUUUGUCUA
Doryrhamphus excisus (bluestripe pipefish) is the source of this 1755-nucleotide messenger RNA. It is a transcript of the gene f7l, whose product is annotated as coagulation factor VII, like. NCBI's taxonomy places the organism in Eukaryota, Metazoa, Chordata, Actinopteri, Syngnathiformes, Syngnathidae. The record is from RefSeq and is a predicted model, not a curated record. Gene Ontology annotation, cellular component: extracellular region. Gene Ontology annotation, biological process: blood coagulation; proteolysis. Gene Ontology annotation, molecular function: serine-type endopeptidase activity; calcium ion binding.